This is a messenger RNA of Papilio machaon (common yellow swallowtail), 3654 nucleotides long. RefSeq lists its product as uncharacterized. The transcript has 11 exons. Lineage: Eukaryota; Metazoa; Arthropoda; Insecta; Lepidoptera; Papilionidae. The record is from RefSeq and is a predicted model, not a curated record. Gene Ontology annotation, cellular component: cytoplasmic dynein complex. The coding region runs from base 313 to 3654 and encodes 1113 amino acids. Gene Ontology annotation, biological process: intraciliary transport. Gene Ontology annotation, molecular function: dynein light chain binding; dynein heavy chain binding.
ACAAUAUUUUACGCACACUUCACAAUCUAUUACGCUACUUAUAAGAGUGAGAGAGGGAAAUACGAUGUCGUCGUAAAAUCACGGGAAAAAUAAGGCUUAACUAUAUCGAUAUAACAAUGUAGGUAUAAUGUUUUUUCCACUGGUCGUUUUACUCCAAAGCUACAUCUAAAAGUGAUAGUUGUAAUCUGUACCUUUAUCGGAUCUUCACUUCCUUCUACAAUAAACUUAUUACAACGGACGGAGGGAAUUGCAGAAACGAUUACUUAAUUUGAAAUUAAUGAUUUCCAGAUAAAUAAUAAAAAAUAAUUCGAAAUGCAGACCCCUUCGAGGAGAAAUAUAGAGAAAAUAAGGAGCAAUGAUAGGGUCAAAACGGAUGGAUCAGUAACAACACGUAAAACAGACGACGAUAAACCUAAAAAGGUAUCAACAACGCCCAGAAAUUAUUUACAGAAUACAUCCACAUCUGAUAUUUAUGGCAAAAAGAAAGCUGAUGUUUCACAAGCCCCGAAAAAAGCUUUUUCAUCAACGUUAAAUACCGCUAGAAACAUAUCGCCUAUGAAGGAUUAUUUGAAAUCAACUUCAACGGUUAGCGUACGAAAAACUUCAACAAAGAUGGCGGUCGAAAAAAAAGUUGAGACAAAAGUAAAUUUACAUUCAGCCAGAACGCCGCGUGUAGUAAAAGCUCAAGCACCAGCUAAUGUUACUGUCAAUUCACCAAUAUUAAGGAGGUCCGUGGAAUUAAAAAAAGAAAAAUCGAAUUUAAGCACCGGUAGACCUAAGAAUAUAACUAAUCAACCCAAUAAAGUUGCUGAUGGAAAAUCCAAUAUGGCGGAUAUAUUUCUCAGACAGCGUUCGAAAACUAGGACGUUAGAUGAAAAUGAGGUCAAGGUUUUAAAGGCUGAUGUAGUUGACAACAACGUGGAAAUGCAAAAUUUGUCAAAAAAGCUUAGCGCGAAGCCGAAAGCUUUUUUCGUGGAUUUGAACGGGGACGAGGCAAAGGUAGAAAAAGAAAAAUCAAGUGAAGAGGACAUCAGUUAUGAAGAUGACUUCGAAAGUUACGAAUCUGAUUUUGAUUCGUAUCACAGCGAAUCUAAUAAUGAUGGAAAUUCUACAACUGACAAUGAUCAAAAUUCAGACAAAGAAGAGAGUGAUGUUCAUUUAAUGGCAAAAGACGAAAUCAACUGUAAAGAGAACGAAGAAAAGAUGCUAGAUUCAGGUAAUUUUGAUCUACGGGACCCUCAGAGAUCAGCACAGAAGAAAACUCCACUUGAUUUCAUAGACGAAGUUACAGAAGAUUGUGACAAAAGAAUAUCGUUGACUGAUGAAGGUUUCCAGGAUAUGUCAACUUCCAGCGUCUCCAGUAUGAAGACUGUUCACGUUGAUGUCUUAGACAGACCUCUAUUUAUAGACUUUGCAGUAUCGAAAAGAAAUAGAAAAAAACGGCGCGUAUUUCAGCAACUUGAACAAAGAGCGAAAGAUAUUUUGAGUAUGGUAACACUACACGAAAUGACGUACACUUUGUUUGAAAUGCAACCGAUACCGUACGAUUUGUAUAUGGCAACAUUUGGUGGUAGAAACUCUACGCAGGUUGCUGUGCAGACAUUUGAAGAUGGUGUUACAGAAGAAGUGCAGACUGAAGAAAUUUUAUUUGAAAAUAAAUGGACUCAACAUCCGAUAGAGUUUUCAAAGCACAUUCAUGUAAAAGAGAAAGUUGUACAACGAAGUACAAGUAAUGAUUUUCUCAGUAAAUUGUCAUUACUUAAGCAAAAUGAUAAAACAGAGAAAUACGAUAAUGAAGCUUAUAAUAAUAAUCAAUUACGAAUAUUCUUAGAGCAAAAAGAUGGAGUCGGUACUGAUGAAAUUCUGCCACACGAAAUAUAUAAAAGUAAAUUAAAAAAAUGUGAUUUCAAUGUAAAUAGAUUGAAGAAGUUUUUAAAAAAGACGGAAAGUCGAAUUAGUUAUAUUUUAAGUUUAAAUGCUGGCAACACUGAUAUAUUUAAUUUGACAAAGAGCUCGAAAUUUCCUUUCAGCACAGGUUAUAUUACAAUUAAUAUUCAAAACAAUGCAAUAUUUUAUAAAGAUUUGAAAGUUAUAAAUGUAAUUAUAUCGGAAAAUAAAGACAAUUUACUUGUGACGGUACAUGAAAAGUCUAGUAAAGAUUUCCAGAAAUGUAUUCUUUGUUUGUGGGAUUUAUCUGGUGUUUUAAAGGAGCCUAUAAAAUUAUUAAUAGCUCCAGAUAACGUUAGUAUCGGUCAGUUCCGAGGAGGUGCUGAUGGAAUAAUCGUCGCUGCAUUGGAAGAUGGAUCUAUACAUUUAUGGGAUCUAUCCGAAAAAGCUACUUGGAUAAAUGAUACCAGCGACGAAAAAACUACCAAUUCGGUAGAAAUUGAUACGACUCGAAUGACACAAACUGAAAUUGACAGAGAAUGGAAUUUAAAGAAUAUUACAAUGAAUAGUAAAAGUGAAAAGAUAAUGUCACGUCCAAUGCAAAUUAGUGCUUAUACUAGUAGUGGAAUCAAUAUAAUUGAGAAAGGUGUGAACGAUUUCAUUGUUGGUUUGGAGUUUAUUGGGGAAACUUCGGUGACCAGACAAGAUGAAGGCCGAAAAAUUAUAGCCCAGAUAUGUUCAUUACAACGUGUUGGUAUAUUAACAAUAUACUCGUUAGUCCAAGAAAGAUCUAGAAAGAAAUAUAAUGACAUAGGGAAAGCAUUUUGGUCAAAAAUGGCGUUAGAAAAAAUACAAACCAUACAUUUAACAGAACAUUUAGAUGAUAUAAAUAUCGAAUUAGAGAAUAUUAAUAAAAGAUUUAAUUUAAACGCCGCUAAAAGAAGAAUGUCAAAUAAGAGGUUAGAAACAAAAGUGACAUUGAGUUCCCGCCAAUCAGUUGACAGGCGGAGUGUUGCCAGUGCUGGUAAAAAAGUUGUAAAAAAUACGUCAAAUAUAUGGGAAACAGGAAUUGUGUGUUAUGAUAUGAAAAUAAUAAAAAUAGAUAAUACGGAUAACUUUUUAAUAGGUAAAAAUUGUGGAGAAGUUUUACGUUGUAUAAGAUAUAUGGGUACUUUUAAAGUUUUAAGGUUAUGUGUUGCCAAUGACACAUGUUCUAUAACACGUUUAGAGAUAUCCCAGAAUGGGUUACUACUAAUGCUAGCGGCGACUGACUCUGGGACGGUUAAUUUGUGUUCUGUGAUAGAUUUUAGAGUUCUAUUAAUAUUGGAUUGCGGUAAUGUCAAUUCGACAGCAUCGGAAAAAUACAAAACGGAUUCCAAAGGUCGAUAUAUCAGCAGUGUACAAACGGAAAAUAUAGCAAAUUUGAAUCCUAUUGGCAAGGAAAGAAAGAUGGCCAUAAAAUCUUUACUAUGGCCACCUAGUAACCCAUUCGAUAUGGUGGCUCUAUUAGUUGACGGCACGGUGACCGCUUGGCGACUCACCAACAGUGAUAUAGCUGCAACAAGAGUCACUGAUAGCAAUCUUCUUGUUGCUAACGGACAUACCAUGGUAAGAAGAACGCGUACACAGACAAUCAGGGAAAGGUUAUUUUAUAUUAUUUUUUCACAGGCUUUGGUAAGAAAAAAUGAAGUUCAAACCUACAGGAUAUCUAAUGAGAAACAAGAAGACAAUUUGCAACUUUUCAAACGAUAUCUCGCACUUUUAUAA